CCUUGUACGUUAUUAUGGAUUUGGUUUCUUCUUCAGUUGGACAAGUAUCGUUCCUCUCCGCAGACAGCCAUGAAAAUGAAUCAAUGGUUGAGCAUGGAAAAAACAUAUGUAUGUACGGGAAAGGAAAGGAAAUUGCCUUGAGGAAAAAGAGAACAAAAAACGAAACAUCCAAUAUUAGCAAAUCGACUGGCCGUUUCUGUAUUACUGUUGCUCCCAAAUGCUUCCUUCUCAAGUAUAAACAUGACCUUCCUUCGUCUUCAAGAUUCAACAUCAGAGAGCGAAAGCAGCGAAUUGACAUUAUCAGAAAAUGGGUAAUAUGUUCUUCUGCGGAUGCGUAGGUCAAUCCAGCGUCGGUAUAGUUGAAAGGUGGGGAAGGUUCGAGAAGUUAGUCGAGCCCGGUUGCUACGGUUUUAACCCUACCGACGGCAUCUAUCUCGCCGGAAAACUCUCCACCAAGUUAAACUCAAUUGAAGUUCGUAUCGACACUAAAACCAAGGAUAAUGUAUUCGUUCAACUUCUUUGCUCAAUCCAAUACCGUGUUGUCAAAGAAAAUGCACAUGAUGCUUUUUAUCAGCUAGCAACCCCGAAAGAACAGAUUCAAUCUUAUGUCUUUCAUGAGGUUCGAGCUCAUGUUCCUAGGCUGAGUCUCGAUGAGCUCUUUGAGCAAAAGGGUGAGGUUGCACAGGCUGUUUUACUAGAACUUGCAAAGGUUAUGGGUGCAUAUGGUUACCACAUGGAGCACAUUUUAGUUGUUGAUAUAAUACCAGACCCUAUUAUUCGCGACGCUAUGACCGAGAUCAAUGCAGCUCAAAAACUUCAGCUUGCAAGUGUAUACAGAGCGGAGGCAGAGAAGAUUCUUUUAGUAAAGAAAGCGGAGGCGGAUGCAGAAGCCAAGUACCUUGGCGGAGUUGGUGUGGCGAGGCAGAGACAGGCCUUAACUGAUGGUCUGAGGGAGAACAUCCUUAACUUUUCCCAUAAGGUGGAAGGAACCUCUUCAAAGGAUGUCAUGGACCUUAUCUUGCUCACACAGUAUUUCGAUACCAUAAGGGAUAUUGGAAACUCGUCCAAGAACACUACUGUCUUUAUUCCUCAUGGUCCCGGUUAUGUUGGGGAAAUUGGUGACCAGAUUCGUAAUGGCUUGAUGGAAGCCUCAGCCGCCCAUAUCAAUGAUUAGUUUCUUUUUUAAGGGAUGAAUCUGAAUGAGAUUAAUUCAGGUAGUAACUAUAGUAUAUAAAUUAAGUGUGCUUUUUUGUGCUUGCCUUUAUAUUGGCAACUUUGUUUCUAUUAUUGUUUUGUAUGAACUUCUUCAAUAUAUGUUCAAGAAUGAUGACUAUUUUAAUGAUAGUCACAAUUAAGUGUUUUAA
This is a messenger RNA of Impatiens glandulifera, 1364 nucleotides long. RefSeq names its product protein PPLZ12-like. NCBI's taxonomy places the organism in Eukaryota, Viridiplantae, Streptophyta, Magnoliopsida, Ericales, Balsaminaceae. The transcript has 5 exons. The record is from RefSeq and is a predicted model, not a curated record. The coding region runs from base 308 to 1174 and encodes 288 amino acids.